GGAUGUGUGGAGAAACCGGUGUCGACGUUAUGGCGCAAUUACGUUAUCAGCAGCAGGCCGGACGUGUCGAUGAGGCUGACGGUCACGAACGGCGGUUUGACCGCGACGACGAAAGAUCACGGUCUGACAGAGUACUGGGCGCACAGGGUGACCUAUUGCACGGCACCUGCUUCCCACCCGCGCCUCUUCGUCUGGGUCUACCGGCACGAAGGACGUAGGUUGAGGCCAGAGCUCAGGUGCCACGCCGCCCUCUGUAGCAAAGAGUCCACCGCCAGGAGGCUUGCCUCGACCUUGAACGCUAGGCUACAACAGGCGCUCCUGGAAUUCCGACGGGACAAGGUCUCCAGACAAAAUGCUAGAUUAUCGCUAGCAAACGCUCUGUACGAUAACCCAUCGUUACCACGACGAAAGCUACUUCUCAGUACCGGAGGUCAGAAUUACCGGCCACCCCUCGAGAGAUCGAAAAGCGCGCCAAAACUAUCAGCUAUCGAAGAGGACAUUGUCGCUGAGGAAAUAGAACAGCAGAGGAUCCUCGAAGAGUUGAGGACACUAGAGAACGUGGCGCGCAGUUGGCAAGAUCAAGAUAGCUGGAGGCUUGCCCGAUUGCUCGAUGCUUUGAAUCGUGAAUCUUCCGAUGAAAACGGAAGUAUCUCCAGCGGGUGCGAGACAGCCAGCACUGCGACCAGUGAAGAAAGAGCACCUGGUCCCGAAGAUCAUCACGCCACAGGUGAUGCCACGGAACAGCGAACGGACAGACGAGUUAUGUUCUCCGACGACACCGUCGUAAGAGGUCCAGGCCCUCGAAGGAAUUCCGAAGGCUCCCCAAACUUCAUGACCUGCGCCGGGAGCCCGCGCUUUCACCGCCGAAACGUCGUGCACACCAGCAGAGAGAGGUUUUCAGAGCGAAACGAAGAGGACGAGUCGAUGGAAGAAGAAGACGAAGAGAUAGAGGAUCCUGCCUCGCAUGUGUUCGACUUCGAGGAUGUCGAAGACUUCGACGACGUGGUCGAUUACAUGCCAAGAGGCGAAAUACUGCGAAGGCUCGACGGGCCACAGGACAGAGAGAGACGAGUGAUGGAAAAGUAUCCUGGCAGAAUGAGCCACGACCUGCUGCAAAACGACGAUUCCCCUUUCUUAACCUUGGACUCUCUCGACGAGGAAGUGGACAGCGACGAGAGUGGGUACGUCGAGGCACCGCCAAAGUCAUUAUUGGGCCAAGACGACAGGAAAGAGGAGGAGGAAAGCAAUAACAGCCGCAUCGAAUCUCGUCAAGGUCAGACUAAAUCACCGGAUGUCCUCAGAGGAUCAUCGAAUGUAGAGGAGAGUCAGAAAAACGAAGAUUCCAAAGAAACGAAGGACAUGGAAGAGGAGGAGGAAGGAGUGGAUGAGGAAGAGAGUGGAGAAGAAGAAGAGGUUGAGUCGAAGGAUCCUCUGUCGGCUGUCGAGAACAGUAAGAGGCUGAAAGAGAAAGAAAGAGAGAGAGCCGAUUUCAUUAAGUGUCCUAUCUCAGAGACUAUCAAGAAACUGGCAAACGCGUCGCUGAAAAGCUCCAAAUCUUUAGAAAUGACCACGAACAACUGUCUGAAAGCUCUGAAUAAUUUAAAGACCUCAAAGUCGUUUGAUGGCGUUAAGGCUGUAGAGAUGGAGGGGGAGUCUCCGAGUCUUCAUCAAAGGAAGCAGUUGCUCGCUCAACAAGGCGUCAUCGUUUGAAAGCUUGUCCAAAUAAGAAGUAAAUAAAAACACGGAAGCCCGAAGAUUCUCAAAUCUAGGUCUGUUCUUUUCCGAUCUUCGAUGCCUCGAAGCUGGAAUCAACGAUAGGCCACUGUACAUCACAUAUUAUAGACUCGUAACGAUGUCAUAUUUGUUAGACAAUUUUUGGGAGGAUAGAAAACUUUAUGAAAUAACAAUCGACACCUGUUCGAGAGGUUUAGCUACGAUAUUCGUUUUGUUCAAUCAAUAAGAGUCUUUAGUAAACUGUUGUAUCCAUGUUAUUGAUUUAACAAGAACGAAGUACGGUUUUAAGUAUCAUGAGAGUAUGUAACGUUAGAACUUGCGAGGAUAUACACAUGUUGUUCUAUCGAAUUGUUAAGAAUCAAACAAUGUUUAGAAAAAUCGGAUAAAACGGAUAACUUUAAUUCGAAUUAAUUAUUGAGUUAGGUGCCCUAUUGAUUGUCAGUACGAAGCUCAGUUUGAUAAGGAUCAUUAGUUUCAUCGGUAUAAUAAGAAUAAACUGAAUGUUAUAUUUGAAGGUUACUCUUGCGAAGCGUGGUGCGAUUAUUUCUGGUUAUCGAUUCACGAGUGUGUACUUACGGCGCAAAGAGAGUCAGAUGAGAUUGACGCGUGGUUUAAGGGCAAAAUUUUUUAAAACGUAAAGAUAUAUAUAUAUAUAUUACAGUUUACUCGAAGAACCAGGCCUAAAGCGAUUAUCUUCAUAAGAUUAAUCAUUGCAGAUUCGCACAAAAUAAAUACAAUAAAAACAAUAAUUUUGUAAAUACAUUUAAUAAACGCUAAAAAUAUUAGGAAUUAAAGUUUCAUUACCGAAAUUUUGUAACGGGUGCUUUAAAAGUAGAAACAAGUUCUUACUUACGUCAAUUUUUAUCUUUGUUAUUUUCAAUUAUACGAGUUACAAUAAAAUAUUUUUGUUGCUUGUUAAUGUCGGUGCAACAAAAUAUAUAACGCUAUUUAAAUCCACGCGCUUCAUGCUUGCUGAAAAAGAGAUUAAAAAUCCCUCUUGUGUUAGUUACAGAUAAUUCAUUUUACAGAAUCCAUUAUAAGAAUUGGAAUUGUCACGUCUAAAUUUAUUAUAUACCGUUCUUACAGAAGAACGUGCCAUAUAAAUGCCAGCAGAUACGACGUGUUUCUUCGUACUUUUACUACAAUUUCUAUUCUUUUGCUUAUAUACGAAGGUUUUCUAGAAAAGAGCUUUAAUAUACAUGUUAAUGAAUAAUCUGGACUGAACACUUUGAUAAUAACACAUGUAUUCGGUGUCUAGCUAGAAUUUAAACCGCUCGUUUACCAUGAUAGGUAUCACGCGAAACCACAAGAGUUCAAAAUAUUGUCACCAUUGCUGUACAAGAAAAAUUCGA
Eufriesea mexicana is the source of this 3086-nucleotide messenger RNA. RefSeq lists its product as uncharacterized. The record is from RefSeq and is a predicted model, not a curated record. Bases 70 to 1710 code for a protein of 546 amino acids. NCBI's taxonomy places the organism in Eukaryota, Metazoa, Arthropoda, Insecta, Hymenoptera, Apidae. The transcript has 3 exons.